This is a messenger RNA of Lethenteron reissneri (Far Eastern brook lamprey), 892 nucleotides long. RefSeq names its product chymotrypsin A-like. The record is from RefSeq and is a predicted model, not a curated record. NCBI's taxonomy places the organism in Eukaryota, Metazoa, Chordata, Hyperoartia, Petromyzontiformes, Petromyzontidae. Gene Ontology annotation, biological process: proteolysis. Gene Ontology annotation, molecular function: serine-type endopeptidase activity.
GCCAGUCAUCACCGGCUACUCCCGCAUCGUCAACGGCGAGGAAGCGAUGCCGGGCUCCUGGCCCUGGCAGGCGUCCAUGCAGAACAACACUGGUUUCCACUUCUGCGGCGGCUCCCUCAUUGACCCUUACUGGGUUGUGACAGCUGCUCAUUGCAAAAUCAGCCCCUCGGAGCACCGUGUCAUUUUGGGUGAGCAUGACCAAAGCUCCAGCUCCGAAAAGAUCCAGACAAUGACCAUCGCCAAGGCCACCAACCAUCCCCAGUGGGACGAAGAAACCAUCAACAAUGACGUUGCGCUCAUCAAGCUGUCCCAGCCUGUUCAGAUGACCGAUGGCGUCUCACCCGUCUGUCUCUCCUCCACCUCUGACAACUUCCCUGCUGGCCUGAACUGUGUCACGUCUGGUUGGGGCAAGACUAACAUUUUUGACUCCAACACACCCCCAAAGCUGCGACAGACCGCUCUGGCAAUUAUGGCAACCCCCACCUGCCAGCAGAUGUGGGCCAACGUGCAGAAAAUCACCGACGUCAUGAUCUGUGCUGGUGGUGCUGGAGCUUCUUCGUGCAGGUGUGACUCUGGCGGCCCCCUGGUGUGCGAGAAGGACGGCGCAUGGAACCUCGUGGGGAUCGUGUCGUGGGGCCAUAGCUCGUGCUCCACCAGCAUGCCGGCCGCGUACACACGCGUCACCGCCAUACGCAGCUGGAUCGACCAGACCAUUGCCGCCAACUAGGAAUUAUAUGAAGCAGUGAUAUUCUUUGAAGCGAUACAUCUUCAAUUUAAAACAACAUCUCUAUAAUUACCAUGACUUCACAUGAUACGGAUAGACACAUAGUGCAUCCAGAGACACAUGUACAAAUGUGUUCAUUGUGUUGAUUGUUAUUGAUUGACAAAUAAA